Lates calcarifer (barramundi perch) is the source of this 1016-nucleotide messenger RNA. RefSeq names its product ladderlectin-like. Bases 156 to 845 code for a protein of 229 amino acids. Gene Ontology annotation, molecular function: signaling receptor activity. Lineage: Eukaryota; Metazoa; Chordata; Actinopteri; Centropomidae. The record is from RefSeq and is a predicted model, not a curated record. The transcript is spliced from 6 exons.
AUUCUGCUGAAAGGAGUCAUUGUUGGUGUAACAUUUUACACCAAAGAAGAAGAAGCAGCAUCAUCGUUCAUCUGCAGAAUAAAAGGCAGAGAAGCAACAGAGGCUGUCGUACCUGACUCAUCACACCAGCUGAUCCUAUUAAAGAACUCAUCAUCAUGAGGGUGCUCGGUGUGUGUCUCACACUCUCUGCUCUUCUGACCCUGAGCCGAGGCGCCCCGUACAACUCCACCACCCCUGCCUCCAGGCACAUGGGCCUCUGCGAGUAUGAGCGGCAGCACUGUUCCACCGCCAUCGGAGCGUUCUGCCCUCAGUGUGACGCCAAGGGGAACUACCGCCCGCAGCAGUGCUCGGGGUCGACCGGGUACUGCUGGUGCGUCAACGUCGUCACUGGAGUGGAGAUACCCAACACACGGACACCGCCGGGAACUAAACCUGUCGACUGUGGUGGGGAGUACUACUGCCCCUCUGGCUGGACCCACUUUGGAAAAAGGUGUUUCAUGUUCGUCGACACCCCGAAGAUGUGGACUGCAGCUGAAGUUUACUGUCAGUUUGAGGGGGCCAACCUGGCGUCCAUCCACAGCUACGAGGAGAAUCACUUCGUCAUGUCUUUAACCAGAGGAGACACCCACACCUUCCCCCCAGCCUGGAUCGGUGGCUUUGAUGUCAUACGUCCCGGUUUUUGGAUGUGGAGUGACGGCUCCAAGUUUUACUAUGAUUACUGGUGCGACGACCACCACACUGAGAGAAACGAGUCCUGCCUGAAGAUGAAUUAUGGAUAUGACAUGAAGUGGGCCCCCAACGCCUGCAACGAGUCUCACCCUUUUGUUUGUGCCAAGAGGAUCUGAACUCAGAACCUGACAGUGAGAGUAAUAUUUCUCUCAAAAUAUUUCCUCUCUUCUUCUUUUUGUUAAAUAUGAUCAGUAGAUUUUAUUCACACAGCUUUUAGAGGGUUAGUGGGUCAAAGAUGAAAAGGGGUUGUCAAGCAUCAAAAAAUAAAGGUAUAAUACUCCAGAAUA